This is a messenger RNA of Scleropages formosus (Asian bonytongue), 3406 nucleotides long. It is a transcript of the gene gpr161b, whose product is annotated as G protein-coupled receptor 161b. The coding region runs from base 353 to 1939 and encodes 528 amino acids. Gene Ontology annotation, molecular function: G protein-coupled receptor activity. Lineage: Eukaryota; Metazoa; Chordata; Actinopteri; Osteoglossiformes; Osteoglossidae. Gene Ontology annotation, biological process: G protein-coupled receptor signaling pathway. Gene Ontology annotation, cellular component: recycling endosome; plasma membrane. The record is from RefSeq and is a predicted model, not a curated record. The transcript is spliced from 6 exons.
GUCGGUGUUAAAUGAGACUCCCCUGCGGAGACCCGCGUCGGUGCGGGUGCUCGAGGGCCGCGCCGUCACACAGACCACCCACAGACAGAGCGCGGCGAGGGGCCCCGGCCGGCCGGGGCGGAGAGCUGGGAGAGCGGGGCGCCAGACACCAGACGCCAUUUCUCUCAGCGGCUCCCUUCACUCGCACACACACACACAGCGCUGGCGGACAAGAAAGAGGCCGAACCGGUGACGGAGGAGAGAGACGGCGGCGCCGCCCGCGGGAUGAUGGUCCCGCCGACGCAGUUUGCAUGAGCCCGUCCGCGGAGCCUCCCAGCAUGCAGGCGUCCCCCCCGCCCGCCGCCACCUCACCAUGAACGGCAGCGGGAAUGCGUCGGCGCUUGGGAACGUGACCGCGGGUCGCGGCGGAGGCGCCGCCGUGCUCGAGUGCGUCUCCAUCGUGGCCAUCACCCUGCUGGCGUGCCUGGGCAACCUGCUCAUCGUGGUCACCCUGUACCGGAAGCCCUACCUGCUGACGCCCAGCAACAAGUUCGUGUUCAGCCUGACGCUGUCGAACCUGCUGCUCUCGGCGCUCGUGCUGCCCUUCGUGGCGGUGAGCUCGGCGCGGCACGACUGGAUCUUCGGCGUUGUCUGGUGCAACUUCAGCGCGCUGCUCUACCUGCUCGUCGGCUCGGCCAGCAUGCUCACGCUGGGGGCCAUCGCCAUUGACAGGUACUACGCCGUGCUCUACCCCAUGAUGUACCCCAUGAAGAUCACAGGCAACCGCGCCGUGCUCGCCAUCACCUAUGUGUGGCUGCACUCCCUGGCCGGCUGUCUGCCGCCGCUCUUCGGCUGGUCGGCCUUCGAGUUCGACCGCUCCAAGCGCACGUGCACGGCGGCGUGGCACCGCGAGGUCGGCUACACGGCCUUCUGGGUGGCGUGGUGUGGCCUGCUGCCGUUCGCGGCCAUGCUGGUGUGCUACGGCGUCAUUUUUCGCGUGGCUCGCGUUAAGGCACGCAAGGUGCACUGCGGGACCGUGGUGGCGGCCCAGGAAGAGGGUUCGGCGCCGAAGGACGGCCGCAAGAUUUCCAACGCGUCCACUUCGUCGUGCGGCAGCCGCCGCGGCCCCGUGUACUCGGGCAACCAGUGCAAAGCCCUGGUCACCAUCCUGGUGGUGAUCGGCACCUUUGUGGCCACCUGGGGACCCUACUUGGUGGUGAUCAGCACGGAGGCCCUGUGGGGGAAGGGCAGCAUCUCCCCUGGAACGGAGAUCCUGGUGACGUGGCUGUCCUUCGCCAGCGCCAUCUGUCAUCCCCUCAUCUACGGACUCUGGAAUAAGACUGUGCGCAAGGAGCUACUGGGCAUGUGCUUCGGGGACCGCUACUACCGCGAGUCCUUCGUGACCCGCCACCGGAACUCGCGGCUCUUCAGCAUCUCGAACCGCAUCACGGACCUCGGGAUGUCCCCACACCUGACGGCCAUGCUAGCCGGCGGGGGUCAUCUCCUUGGACGUGGGAGCAGCACGGGGGACACAGGCUUCAGCUUCUCUCAGGACUCAGGUACGGACAUCCUGUUGCUGGACAACUUCUCCUCGGACUGCUCCUCGGUCGGGCAGCACGCAGCCCAGUCCGGCAGGAGGAGGAGCUCGGUGACCUUUGAGGACCAGCUGGAGGUGCAUUCCAAAGUGCACUGCAGCUCCUCCACCGUCCAGAUCAAGGCCGAGAUCCACAAAUCCCUGGACAGCUACGCUUCCUGCCUGGCUCGGGCCAUCGAGAGCGAUGUUAAGCUGCAGCUCUUUGGGGGGGCCACAACGCUCCCCACUGCCAUGCUGUUGGCGCGGGCCCCAACACGGGGCCCGCGCUACCCGGACGGCCAGAGGCUGAGACUGGAGAGCAUCGAUGAAGGAAUCGUGAACGACGACAGGGAUGCGGACGAGGAAAUCGAAGAGAUCUGCGUAUAGCUUCACGUAACUGCAGAUACAUCCGUGAUGCUUUUAGCGCCUUCCAUCCGCAGGUGGCGUAGGGUGCUACGAACAUUGUGUAAUGUUAAAGAAGGCAGAAGUGAGCUGUGGAGAAUCUUGCUGUGAUAGACCACAGUGUCAUGCUGUUACCUGUCCGCCUGGACUGCUCCUUCCCACCUGUGGGAACAGACCACACCCAGAGGGGACGUGUCCUUUGGGAUGUUAGCUACACCAGGACACCUGUGUGUAUGGCAAAUCAGGGCUCAUCCUAAUUCGCCCAAUCCUCACUCAGUGAUCAUGUCCAGGGUGAAUGCUGGGUCCCCUAACUGUAUCCUUCAAAGCAUUUACCCCAUUCUGACCUCUGGUGCAGCAAAAAGGAUGCUGCAUUGUGUUGUGGAGAUAGUGAUGGAGUACUACGCUACAGUAGUACCGCUUUUAUACAUAUCACUGUAAAAAAAAAAAAGUGCCACUUUGUGGUGUGUAGAAGAGUGUGACCUGACUUCCUCUAGUGUACUACAGGGGAAACUUUUUUUUUUUUUACUUUCAUAAAGGUUUAGUUUCUGUGGUACUGUGUGUUUAAUUUGCAAGCUUUUAAAGGAUGCGCUGUAUUUUUUAUGUUCACUAAAUAGUUUGUUUGCAGAUACUGUUGCUUCACUGUGUAAAAGCAGUUAUGAGAGUGCUGGUUAUGUAUUAGAUGCUCAAUGUUUUCUGUUCACAUGAUGUCUGUUUUACUUCAGAAUUUAAUCUCGCAUAGAAGGCCUUCAUAUUUACAAUUUUAAGAAAUACAGUCCAUCCUUGCUGUUUUGGACUGUUUGGUGGAAGGUCUGAGACAGCCACUUACCAAAAUAAAUCAUAUUGGUGCAGUUUUGAUAAAGGCCUCUGAACCUAUACUACAAUAGAGAAAAAUUACUGUUUGCAAUUAUUGAGUAUUUAAACAGUUAAGACACAUUGAUUUAAAAUGGAGCUACAGAAAAGGCUGAGGUCAACUAUAGUUGCAACUUGUACCGACUCAUGACAAAUUUGAUUUCAAACACUCUUUUCAAUGUGUUUAGUGCAUAAAUAAGCCACCAAUAGCUCUUUACAGCCACUGAAUCACUUUGACUGGUAAAUGCAGAUACUUUUUUUCCCCCUCUAUUUUUGGACAAAGAAAUAUUCAUCUAUAUAAAAAUGAUUACACCUUUGGACUUGUCUGAAUUACUUUAGAGUGGGUGUAGGAACAGUUAAGUCAAUCAGUUCAAGCGCCCAUCUGCUAAAUGAAUAAAUGGAAGAUGGCCCCCCAAAGCAAAUCCGGGAGCACUUUACAAAGUAGAAGAAACUCCUCGAGUGGCCUAAUCAAAGCUGACAAAUCUCCUAGGAACCCAAGAUUGUUGUACACUGUUGCUCUCCGCAUAACCUGCAAGUGGAAGUAAUUUUACAAGGAGAAGUGGGCAAACAACACAUUAUGCAAGUGUAGUAACUAUUACAAUA